AUGGCCGGUGACCAUCGUUAUGUCAUGGCUCAGGCGUCUGCCCUUAUGGUUGUUGUCGCCGACUGGGUUUUCCAUGCCAGUGUUAAUGAAAAACAAUUAAUAACUUUGCAAGCUGCCAUGGCAAGCAUAAGGGAGGAACUCCAUAAUUCGGAGGCUGAGCAGCGACUCGAAAGUCAAGUUUCUUCUCUUACUCAGGAGAAAGGUUUACUAGCGAGUGAGUUGACCUGGUGCCAACAUCAAUUGGCUCGUGCCCAUGUUGACGGUGCUAUUGCCCGAGGGAAUUUACAAUGGAUGCUAGAGAAGGGGGUGGUUCACGUAAUUAAUAAAGUUAUCGAGAGUGUGGAAUUUGUCAUCGGAAUCCAGGGUGUUCAUAUGGUGUGUGAGGCCCUUGGGUUUGAGAAGGGGAAGCAACUAUGUUGGGGUUUCCUUUCAUUUCCACCACCGGGGCCUAGCGUGAGAGAGUUGAAUUCCACCAUUCCUGCUCUGGAGGUGCAUGCGCUUUCCCUUCUUCCUAACCAAGUGUGUGUCAUAGUCAUGGGAAGUAUCUCCCCGCAACUUGGCUUGCGUGUUAGGAAGAGUGGCACUUUGCCUCUAGUUUUGGUGCUCCCGGUGUUUCUCUUCCUUAUUCCAUGGGAUUUUGGUUCAUGUUUGACAUCGGCCCAGGUGAGCUUUAAAUCCCGAAUCGCCUUUCAGUUGGGCAAAGCUCAACCAUCGAUUGUGGGCCAGAUUAGAGCCCUUACCUGUCCACAUCUCUUUGCCUUUUCCUGGACUCAUGGGUCAGCACUUGUGCUGUUGCAGGUCUCCAUUAUGGAUCUUCCACAUUCUGAUAACUAUCGCUUCGACAAAGUAGAGUUCUUUGCUUUGUAUCUUGAUGAGCAUCGCGUCCAUUAUCUGGAUUGGUUGCCACUAUCGUUGAUGAUUCAUCACUCGUACUGA
This is a messenger RNA of Lactuca saligna, 936 nucleotides long. NCBI's taxonomy places the organism in Eukaryota, Viridiplantae, Streptophyta, Magnoliopsida, Asterales, Asteraceae. The record is from the annotation of a GenBank genome assembly.